AUGACAUCCAUCCACAAGAACGCAAAGAACGUCACCUUCGCCACCACCAACAAUGGAUCCUCCAUGGACAACAACAACAAGACCAAAGCUCCCACCAACAAUGUUGCCUCGGCUAUUGAAAUGUUCGGGGGUAAAGGCAAGAAGAGUCUCAUUCAACAGCAAAAGGACAAGUUGGAAGAGAAAUGGGCUGAGGAACGGGCCAUCAAGAUGGUCAAGAAGAACAAGUGGAAGGUUGGUGGCUCUGGCUCUGGCAGUGGCGUCUACAAGAAGCGUGUUGUUUUGGACUUCCAAAACAAGAACGACAAGCAAAAGGUUGAUGGCGCCGAUACCAAGAAACGCUUCGAGUUGGCAUAA
This is a messenger RNA of Seminavis robusta, 354 nucleotides long. The record is from the annotation of a GenBank genome assembly. Lineage: Eukaryota; Bacillariophyta; Bacillariophyceae; Naviculales; Naviculaceae.